This is a messenger RNA of Laccaria bicolor S238N-H82, 903 nucleotides long. RefSeq lists its product as uncharacterized. Bases 1 to 903 code for a protein of 300 amino acids. The record is from RefSeq and is a predicted model, not a curated record. The transcript has 10 exons. NCBI's taxonomy places the organism in Eukaryota, Fungi, Basidiomycota, Agaricomycetes, Agaricales, Hydnangiaceae.
AUGUACGUCGCCUGCGCAAGCUAUUGGUGUGCGCCUGCUGGUAUGAAUACACGUCCCACACCACACCACACUUGGAGUCGCCGUUCCGAGUAUAAUCCUAUCUGUCAAUCCCACAGGAUACGUGUUCCCGUUAUUACAUAUGGCAGAGAUGGUGAGGUGUUAUCCUCCGUUCGUCCCACCACCAAGACUACCUCCCCCGUGGUGGUAGAACGGGUCCUUGGUUCCAUUGUCGAAGAGGUGACUGAGGCGUUAACGUUGGAACUGAAAAUGUCCUUCGCUGAGCAUUGGCGUGGAGUUGGGAGGUAUUGGAAUUUGGCAUGGACACUGGAGUCCGAGGUAUCUCCGAGACCAUUUACGUCAAUACGAAGUUGUAACUUCUCUCUUCCACAACGGUUGCCUACUGCGGACUUCGAUGCGCAGUUGACCGCACAGCGCAAUGUGCUCGUUGUAGUGAUAGUGAUGGAGGUCGAGGAGCCAACGGCGGCAUCGGUUGGUGUCGCAAAUGGACGGGACUGGGGCGACGGGGUAGAUGGAAGCCGUGAACAGCUGACAAUGGCAGGAAACAUUGACGCGCAGAAGGGGACGUCUGGUGUCUUAGCUCGGGUGGUGGAGUGGAAUGGGUUGCACAUUGACUCUGGCAGGGUUUUGGGCGAAGCGAGUGUGGGCGACGACACAAAGCAUUCAUGUACAUUCCAGAUCAAAAAUGCUCCCUCUCUUGAGACUUGGCUUUCCUCGACAUCUGCAAUCUCGGGUGAGGUGAAAGUAAUGAGUUGGAGAAUAUCAUGGCCAAUGCAUAGGAUGAUUGACGGGGAGCUAACUAUGGCUCUGGGUUCCGAUUGGCAUGGGGGCUUUAGGGGUUGGAAAGAAAUGGUGGGGCUGCAAGACGAGAAUGUCGUGAUGUAG